This is a messenger RNA of Pseudogymnoascus destructans, 3615 nucleotides long. RefSeq lists its product as uncharacterized. The transcript has a single exon. The record is from RefSeq and is a predicted model, not a curated record. Lineage: Eukaryota; Fungi; Ascomycota; Leotiomycetes; Thelebolales; Thelebolaceae. The coding region runs from base 1 to 3615 and encodes 1204 amino acids.
AUGUCAAACACUUCACGAUUACAAGUGGCUCAGCCAAAACCUGGUGCCAACUCACAUGGCGACAACCAAAGCAACCCAUUUGAUACUCCCUUUGAUGAGCUGGAUUGGGAUGAAAAAUCUCUUGAUGAGAACGGCCGUGAUACGAAUUUCCCAGACGACAAAUCAGAUGUAUCUCGCAUGACACAAUGGCCGACAUUUUCUAACUUACCCGCACCGCCGAUGCCACAGAAGCCCCAAAUGAAGACCCGAAAGUCAGUAAAGCGGUCCUCAGUAAUCAAACCUACGAGGGAAAAGUCAAGACAGCGUCAAAAGAAACAGAACCAGAUGGCCGGUAUAAAGCUCAACACGGACGUCGCACGCCAUCGAGCUCUCACUCCGGCAGUUCCACAACCAAAAACAAAUGCGGCUGGUCCGUUACCUACGGCGGAUGCUGGUCGGUUUGUGGAUCUGGCUGCUCUUCAAUCUCUUGAGAGUCAAGCGGCUCCUCCAAAUCAUGGGGGAUUUUGGAAGAAUCUCCUUGGCAAUGCACCAAAUCCUCCAGCAACAGUGCAACAAACCCCCAAUCAGCAGGGCAGUUCUGACGAUGACGCCACGGCAAAGGCUGAUCCGAUUCCUGGAUUUGCCAACCGCAGGGCAAAGGACUUAAAGCCUUCUUCUCUGACUAUGGAAGGAGACCUAUCCCCGAAUGAUAGGCCCAUAGUUAUUGGAAUAUCGAUACCUUCAGCCCCCCUGAAACAACAUAUCACAAGCCCACAGACUGCUGGCUCGGAUACUUCGAACAUUCUAAAUUGCUACGAAUCACAAACCCCCAGAGAAUACGCUCCAGAAACACCAGUCAUCGUUAUCACACCAGCCGAGGUGUCAUAUUGGUCACCAAUCAGUGCAAACACAGUGACGCCACAGCCGAGGAGAAUUGCAUCAAGUGUGUACUCACGACCCGCCAGUUAUUCUCAUACCUCAAACCAGCAAGAAGAAAUCCCCCCCAUGCCUCAAAUAUCGCAAUCUAUUCUAAAUGGCCAGAAAGCUGGAAGGGAAUCAGUCGGUACUAUUUUCGCUGAAGACGAAGAUGAUGACGAGGUUCUUUCUGCUCGGCCCAAAAAGCUCAGAAUAGGGACGGGUGCUAUUUUGGAAGAGGAUAAGCAACAGAUCUUGACAAGGAAAAAUCGGUCCGGAUCUGAUGGUAGUGAGAAGAGGCCCAAGAGCAUGCUUUCACCGAAUGACCGAAGGAGGUCGACUGGCUGGUGGAAUACCAUUCUCUCACCGUUUCUGACUCGAUCCAACACGGUAAACUUCCCACAAACUGCGAGACAAGGAGAAAGCCCUACAGGUCCAGAUAGCGCGACACCUGAUACAAAAAGUGGCCACCGCGAGUUCCGCUUUUGGGAGAAGGCCCUUUCACCAAAAUCACCUUUGUCUUCAACGACCAUCGCGUCCGAUGACUGGUGGGACAAUCGAAAUACUAUUGAUGGAACCCCCAAGUGGGAUGGAACAGAUUCAAAAUUCAAGGAUGGGAUUUACACCUAUAAAGCAGAAGAGUCAUACGGGACACUUCCAUUGGCGCUCUCACGCAGCACUCGGGCCGCAGCAACUGCGAAUCGCCCACAGCAAAAUCUGGAUGUGGACCCCAACACUGGAACGUGUGAGCUUCAAAGAGAUCAGUCCUUAGCAGUGCGGUCAGACCGAAGCUCGAUUCUCAGUCCUGCUGAUAGAGAAGCUCCGUUCAUGCUCGAUGACCCAUCAGUAACGUCUGUGGAUCGUUCAGCUGCGUCUGCAAGUACUGGCAAUCAACAAACUGCUCCCCAAGGCCCAAGCGCCGCGCCGCCAGCCAUGAACACCACAUCCACGGCGACGCAGUCCCAAGCUAGCCAGGAGAAUGCCCCAAAGGUUGUCACUCCUGCAGCUCCACCGCCAUACUCUCCACCACGACCAAAAUAUGCGGCUGUCUACCCACCUCGCCAUAGUUCGUCUGCCCAGCAACCUCAGUCUCCUGGGCCACUCUCCCCUGGCCUGCAACAAGCAAUGACAUCGACCGGCGCUAUUGCACUGACGGAUGUCCCAUUGACCCCAGCUACACGAAGAGUCAUCAACCUAAAUUCAGGUUAUCCGACUUUGCCACCGCCAAGGGUCAGCCGAGCAGUAAAUCCAGUUGACCUCCAGAUAGCGUCAGAAAAGGCACGUAAAAUUGAUGCGAAACGUCGGAGGCAUGAGCAAGAAGAGGUUGUAGCCCAUAAAGCUGGUGGACUCUGGCGCGGACGGGGAUGCAUUUCCAACAGAGGCUGCUAUGGAAGAACCGGUCCAGAGGGUCGAAAACGAAGGAGAUGCUGGCUUGGUGUAGUUUGUGCGCUGAUUGGAUUGACGAUAUUAAUCGUCACCCUUGCGACUCAGCUGCACAGAUCCACUCCAAAUGUUGAGGUUCCGUCGCAGUGGGUUAACCUGACAAUCUUUCCACCAAUAUACACCGGUGUGUCAAUGGUAUCGUCUACCGCAAACAAUGUGGCGAACACAGGCUGCGUAUACCCGAAGACUGUCUGGAGCUGUGCUCUUCCAAAAGAACUUCAGGCGUCGGUUGCCCCGAACAAGCCAGAGCAGCCAAAACUGAAGCUUCUUAUCCAGUGGGAUAACAGCAGUGCUGCAAACGCAACUUGGGGCGGCCCAACUGGGGCACCAGUUCGCAGGUCUGCUGGCAACGCAGUCAACGCCAGUCAGUUCUUGAAGCGUCUGGCGCUGAAGGCUAGGCAAGCAAUCAUGUUCUCACCCUCACCUGCAGCACCUACCAUUGCAGAGCAAGGUUUCCUGGGCAAUACCACGGACGGAAUUGUAUCCGACAACAAAUCCGGGGAGCGAACACCAUUCUACAUCACCUUCCUCAAUCCCCAAGCAGCCGCCAAAGCGUCGACAAAACUGUCAACAAGACAGGAAAAACAAAAUGCGACCAGCCAAUUCCCCGACUUCGGCAAAUCGAUCCCUGCCCCAGAGCUGAACGCCGACGGCACGGCCGCACCCGCAAACCUCCUUCCAACACCCGAGCAGCAGCCUCUCCGGCUCUUCGACCGUGGGAUGCCUACCGAACACUACGGGUUCUACAGCUACUUCAACCGCUCCAUCUUCCUCAAGUCAACUGCCUUGCUCAAUGAAACGAACUUGGGCGAUGGCGAAGUGCCUGAUGAUCUCGACGGCGGCUGCGCAGAAUCCGAGGCACGCUUUCGGUGUACAUGGUCACAGACCCGGUUUCUAGUACAGAUGUGGACAAGAAAGGAUGCCAGAAGCGCUGUGCUUCUCAACUCGACGACUGCAUCUAGCAGCAGCAGCGGGACCGUCACCACCACGAUUCUAGGGCAGGAUAGCUCGGCGUUCCCAUACCCAAUUACUAUUACGACUGACAGGCACGGUGGCGAUCCGACGAAGAAGGGGGUGUACUGUUAUGAGAUUGAUGAGAGGGAGAAGGUGGUGGCGGGGAGUGGGAAGGUUAGGCCGGAGUUUAGGGCUUUUGGAGGGACGUUGGUGAAUCAGGCGCCGAAUGCGUUUGAUACCAGUAGUAAUGCGGCGCUUGGAGGGUUUGAUGGGGGGAAUUCGGGGUGUAGUUGUACGUGGGCGAAUUGGCAUCCGGCUACUUGA